AUGGUAAAGGUUGCUUUGGUAAUUAUAUUCUCAUUGGCCCUAGUCCACGCAUUCCAAUUUGUGAUAAGCAAAGAUGAGAAAGAUUUGUUAGCUAAUGAUAAUGAUAGAGACCAUGGGAAAGCUGGAGAAAAAGAGAGUGUUGGUAACGAGCUAAAAAAACAUAAAGAGAAGAAGAGUGCGAAUGUUGAAAAGGAUAAAGAGAAAGAGAGUACCGGCGAUGAGAAGACUAAAGAAAAGGAUAGUAACGAUGAUGAAAAAGCUAAAAAGAAAAAGAGAGUCAGUUAUGAAAAGGGUAAAGAAAACGAGAGUGAUGAUGAUGAAAAAAUUAAAAAGAAAGGGAAAGCCGAUUAUGGAAAGAUUAAAGAAAAAAAGAGCGAAGAUGACGAAAAGUCUAAAAAGAGAAAGAAAGUCGAACAUAGAAAAGAUAAAGAAAAAGAGAGCGACAAAGAUGAAAAAGCUAAGAAGAAAGGGAGAGCCGGUCAUGGAAAGAUUAAAGAAAAAGAGAGCGAAGAUGAUGAAAAGUCUAAAAAGAGAGAGAAAGCCGAUCAUAGAAAAGAUAAAGAAAAAGAUAGCAACGAGGAUGAAAAAGCUAAGAAGAAAGAGAGAUCCGAUCAUGGAAAGAUUAAAGAAAAAGAUAGCGAAGAUGACGAAAAGACUAAAAAGAGAGAGAAAUCCGAUCAUAGAAAAGAUAAAGAAAAAGAGAGCGAUGAUGAUGAAAAAGCUAAGAAGAAAGGGAGAUCCGGUCAUGGAAAGAUUAACGAAAAAGAGAGCGAAGAUGACGAAAAGUCUAAAAAGAGAGUGAAAGCCGAUCAUAAAAAGGAUAAAGAAAAAGAGAGCGACGAUGAUGAAAGUGAGAGCGACGAUGAUGAAAAGAGUAAAGAAAAAGAGGGCGACCAUGAUGAAAAGGAUAAAAAGAAAAAUAAAGCCGGUCAUGCAAAGGAUAAGAAAGAAGAGGGAGCCAGUCAUGCCAAAGAUAAAGAAGAAGAAAGUGAGGAUCAUGCAAAGUUUAAAGAAAAAAAGAAUGUCGAUCAUAAAGAGGCUAAACAUGAUCUAUAA
This is a messenger RNA of Hibiscus syriacus, 1056 nucleotides long. RefSeq lists its product as uncharacterized. The coding region runs from base 1 to 1056 and encodes 351 amino acids. The record is from RefSeq and is a predicted model, not a curated record. NCBI's taxonomy places the organism in Eukaryota, Viridiplantae, Streptophyta, Magnoliopsida, Malvales, Malvaceae. The transcript has a single exon.